Alnus glutinosa is the source of this 1640-nucleotide messenger RNA. RefSeq names its product tRNA threonylcarbamoyladenosine dehydratase. Lineage: Eukaryota; Viridiplantae; Streptophyta; Magnoliopsida; Fagales; Betulaceae. Gene Ontology annotation, cellular component: plastid. Bases 61 to 1455 code for a protein of 464 amino acids. Gene Ontology annotation, molecular function: ubiquitin-like modifier activating enzyme activity; tRNA threonylcarbamoyladenosine dehydratase activity. The record is from RefSeq and is a predicted model, not a curated record. Gene Ontology annotation, biological process: cyclic threonylcarbamoyladenosine biosynthetic process. The transcript is spliced from 11 exons.
CUUUCAAAACCUUCGUCUCUGUUUGGGACCGGAGAAAAGGAAAGGAAAAGAAAGGGAAAAAUGGAGGAGAGAGCGAAAUGCUUGGCCUUGGUGGGAGCUGGAAUUCUUUUGGGCUCUGUUUCUACAGUCUUACUUCUUAAGCUUCUUCCAAGACAAGGCGCAAGGCAAUGCAUGGAAAAGUCGAUUAAAAUUAAUGGUCAAGGACUUAUAUCUGAAAAUGAUAAAAGCUACACGGUUGCUGAGAACCAGAACCAUGGGAUGGCUGAUUUAGACCUUCUAAAAGACGAGAUAGUUUCUGAACAAUUGACCAGGAACAUUCAAUUCUUUGGCCUUGAGUCUCAACAGAAAGUGACUGCAUCCUAUGUUCUGGUCAUUGGUCUUGGAGGGGUUGGCAGUCAUGCUGCAUCUAUGCUUUUAAGAUCAGGGGUUGGUAGGCUUCUCCUUGUGGACUUUGACCAGGUAUCACUUUCAUCACUUAACCGACACGCUGUUGCAACAAGAGCAGAUGUUGGCAUUCCAAAAGCCCAGUGCCUCAAAGAGCAUUUCCUGUCUAUCUUCCCAGAGUGCCAUAUAGAUGCAAGAGUGCUAUUAUAUGAUUCAUCUUCUGAAGAAGAAAUUCUUUCAGGCAACCCUGACUUUGUUUUGGACUGCAUUGACAACAUUGAUACCAAGGUGGCACUUCUUGCUGCAUGUGUACGUAGGGGUCUGAAGGUGCUAUCUGCUACAGGAGCUGGUGCACGAGCUGAUCCAACAAGAAUACGCAUUGCGGAUUUGAAAGAGUCAACAAAUGACCCACUAUCUCGAGCUGUGAGACACCGACUAAGGAAAGAUUAUGGCAUUGACGGUGGCAUUCCUGUUGUGUUUUCACUAGAGAAACCUAAGGCAAAACUGCUUCCAUUUAAGGGACCUGGUGGAGAAGAAGAAAAUCCCUCAGACUAUCAAAUAGUACCAGGGUUUAGGGUUCGCAUAAUACCUGUUCUGGGUACCAUCCCUGCAAUUUUCGGACAGGUUAUGGCCUCCUAUGUUGUGACACAACUAGCAGGGGUGCAAGUUCAAACAGAGCCUGUGGUAAAUUUGGACAUGGAUCAUUACAGGAUGCUUCAUCAACGCCUUAUUGAGCAUGAGGAGUCAUUGUAUGGCACAGCCAUGGAAGUCCAGGUAGAUGUUGAAGAAGUGAUGUACAUUGCAAAAGAGUUGUGGCAUGGACGAAGUGCGAGGGAGCAGUCUGCAAAAGAUGUCGGACGUGGAAUGUGGCGGUCUGUUAAUGAGUUAAUGCUUGUGAGGUGGGAUCGGGCAAAGCCAUCAUCUGUGUCAAACUUAAUACUGUUAAAGUUUAGAGAGGCAGAUGAGCACGAGCUGAGGACACUUGAUGAUAUCAAAGAAAAUGAACCAGAAUUUUUCUGGAGAGUAACAUCUGUACUGACGCGAGCUGAACUGGACUUUGGUCUGUUGUAACCAUGCUGGAACUUUUAUUUUUUGCCCUUUUAGUGUUUUUGGUGUGGAGGGCUCAAUCCUUCACCAAUUCACCCCACUUCACAGCAAUAUGUUAUAGCUUUAGGAACAUGUUGAAUAUGAAGUGAUUUUAGCGUAUAUUUUAAAGAGUGAUUCAAAUCCAAAUUUUUAGGAGGUCAAAAUAGAAA